CUUCCUCUGUCUGCCAGUGAGGUCAUGCCCCUCGCCACUUGCUCAGCGCCCAACACACACGUGGGAUGAUUGCCGGUGAUCUGGUCAUUGGCAGAUCGCCAACAAUCGCGCCUCGAAUGCAUCGGGAGCUUCACAAGCACCAGCUGACACGACCCCCACCGACUUGACACCGUACACCACCACACCACACACGCAUCAAAACGCAUCAACAUGGAUGCGUCACAUCAAUCCCCCGAUCAUGCAAUCAAAUAACGUCAGAUGUCGGAGUGCUGUCGCCGUCCUCGGUGGAUAUAGCGCUACUCGUGCCCCCAGCCCCCCCACCGUUGGUCUUGAUCUCAGAAGGCGCCCCUCCCCUGCCCGGCUUGCCCUCCCCGUCCGCCCCGGUGCUGCUGCUGGUGCCCUGCUGCAGGCCCUCCAUUUCCUCGUCAUUCUGGGAUUGCUCGAACAUCUCGCGGUCCUUCUUGGCACGGGACACUCGCUCGUGGAUCCACAGAGUCAGCCAACCGCCCGCACACUGACGUGGCAACACACACACAGAGAAAGAGAGAGGGUGUGUGAGAGGGGAUGGGCUUAAGGGUGUUUGGUGUACCAGCAUAGCGAAGCAUGUAAGGAAGAUGACGGCUGUGGAGAGGUUGCCGGUUUGUGUGCAGAUGACGACCACGAUGAGGUUGAGCGGCACACGGUAGAAGUUGAGGAUGGUCGCGCGGCCCUGGUCGGGCACGAUCGACGAUCGCAGCGUGUAAUACGACGGGAAGUACACCCCACAGCACACCUAUACAGAAAGAGAGAACCACCACAAGUGGCUUGCGUCUGGCUGGGUGUGGUGUGGUGUGGUGUGGUGUGUGUUUGGGCAUUCAUUCUGAUUGCUCACCUCGAAGACAAGGAACGCUGCGAGUCGCGUGUUGGCGUCGUCCAUCACCGCCGGCACAAGCAGCGACGGGGCGCCCACACAGAAGGUAUAGAGCAGGAUCAUGGUUAGUGGAACCCCGCGAUUGCUCAUCUGCAGGCAGACAGAGAGGCAGGGAGGGAGGGAGGGAGGGAGGGAGAGAAUGGCGCAUUUGCGAAUGUGCAGCUUGUUGGUCGCUUGCCUCUGAGAAGAUAGCAGAUCCGAUCAUGAUAGCGACCAUGAAGCACGAGAAAACCAGCCCGUGGUUGAUGUUGUCGGGCAGGCUCGGCGUCCACAUAAACACAAAGGUGUACAUCGCCCUGAUCACACACACACACACCCCACACCAGUCCACACCCCUCCCUCCCACCUCUCCCAUAUUUGAUCGACAGACAGACUGACCCCUCAAAGAAGCUCUGGACGAAUCCGCAGGCCAGCACCUCGGGCCGCUCCUUCAUGACCGCAAUGGCGUCCGUGACGUUGGUCUUCAUGGAGCUGUCGCUGCUGCUGCUGCCGUAGUUCUCAGGCCACGUCAGCACGAUGAUCGCCGCACCAACCAGCAGUGACAGCAGCGCCACGUCAAAGGGAGCUACCUUGCCGAAAAUGUCAGCCACGUAGGCCGCGAUGAGGCCCCCGAUUAUCGCCACGAGGCCGUUGCCAAAUGUUGCUGAUUCGACAGAGAGAGGGAGAGGAAGGGCAGUGAGUGAGGAUGUGUUGUGGUACCUCUAGAGAAGGUUUGUCCGAGCCAAUCUUCUUGGAACUUCCUGUGGUGGUGUUCGUGCACCAUCCACGCGUCGAAGCCAGAGAAGAGAAUCGACGUCGCUAUACCGGCGAACAGCCGACCUGCACACACACACACACACACGAGCAUCAGAGAGUCAGAGUUCUCCGUCCGUCCAAUUGUUCCUUUCCAUCUGACCGAGCAGCAGGAUGGCGAAGUUGUUGAAGUGUUUGGUGAUGCACGAGAGGACGUAUAUGGCGGCGAAGACUAUGCAGAUGAACCGCCGCCCGUAGCUGUCGGCUAUCGACCCUAUGAACACCCCCAUUAUCCCACUCGCACCUGCAAUACAUUCCAUCCCAACACAACCACCGCGAGUGAGUGAGUCGACACACAACACACAACACCAACCACCGCCACACGUGUGCACACACCUACUUACCGAAGCCGACAAUGAAGAGCACGCCGAUCUCGCUCAUAGAGAAGCCGUACUCCUGGUACAGCGCGUAGACGUAAGGCCCCUGCAGCCAGUCGGCCAGCAUCAUGACGUAGUAGACGAGCAGGUAGUUGCGCUGGAAGCCCUUGAAGGCGUAUUGGUUGGCGGGCACCAGACGGUCCGUCGUCCACAGCCGCCACUGCGCCGCGCCAGCCACGCCAGCCAGCACCAGGAACACCGGGAGAUGCUCCAGGUUCGCCAUCUCUGCCCCCUAGUCUCUGCCUGCCGGGCUGCUGGCGGGGCGGUGUGCGGCAGGGAAGAGAAAAAAACGGAGAGAGAGGGGAAAUGGGAGCUGGCCGCCCUCAACAGGUCAAGCGACAGGUGCACAUUGGUAGAGGAUUAGAUGCACCGGUUGAACACAAGAGGGUGAG
Molecule: messenger RNA, 2471 nt
Organism: Vitrella brassicaformis
Lineage: Eukaryota; Vitrellaceae
Source: the annotation of a GenBank genome assembly